AAUUUAUUUUAGAACAAAAAUAGUAAUAAUCCAUUACACCUCCCGAAAUUUCGCUUGCUCGGCUGGAUCCUCUGACUCUCCCAGUCUCCACGCCCACAGCCGCAACAACUGGUUAAAAAGAUCCCCGCGACGCGCACGCGACGCGACGACCACCCAGCCACGCGCGACGCGCCGCAGCAGCCGCGCCCGCCAUGGCGAACCCCAUCAUCCCGAGCAGCAGCGGCAGCGACGGGGAGGAGGCGAGGACGAAGCUCGGGCGGCUGAACGCGGCGGUGGAGCGUUCGUGGGUCGGGCGGCGGUUCAAGCUGGCGGCGCGCGGGUCGACGUUCACCACGGAGCUCCGCGCCGGGACGACCACGUUCCUCACCAUGGCCUACAUCCUCGCCGUCAACGCCUCCAUCCUCUCCGACUCCGGCGCCACCUGCACCGCCGACGACUGCGACGCGCCGUCCCCGGCGUGCAGGUUCCCGCCCGUGGACCCCGGGUACGCCGCCUGCGUGGCCCGCGCGCGCCGCGACCUGAUCGUCGCCACGGCGGCGUCGUCGGUUAUCGGCUCCUUCAUCAUGGGCACCUUCGCCAACCUGCCCAUCGCGCUCGCCCCCGGGAUGGGCACCAAUGCCUACUUCGCCUACACGGUCGUCGGGUUCCAUGGCUCCGGCACGCUCCCCUACCGCACCGCGCUCGCCGCCGUCUUCCUCGAGGGACUCAUCUUCCUCUUCAUCUCCCUCGUCGGCCUGCGCUCCAAGCUCGCCAAGUUCAUCCCCAAGCCCGUCCGGAUAUCGUCGUCGGCGGGGAUCGGGCUCUUCUUGGCGUUCAUCGGGCUGCAGAGCAGCGAAGGCGUGGGCCUCGUCGGGUUCAGCUCGUCGACGCUCGUCACGCUCGGCGCGUGCCCGGCGUCGCAGCGCGCGUCCGUGGCGCCGGUCGUGACGUUCCCCAAUGGCACGGUGGCGCUCAUGCCGGGCGGCACCGUCUCCGGCGGGAUACUCUGCCUGUCCGGCCGGAUGACCUCCCCGACCUUCUGGCUCGCCGUCGUCGGCUUCCUCAUCAUCGCCUUCUGCCUCAUCAAGAACGUCAAGGGCGCCAUGAUCUACGGCAUCCUCUUCGUCACCUUCAUCUCCUGGCCGCGCAACACCGCCGUCACGGUGUUCCCGGACACGCCCGCCGGCGACGAGAGCUUCGGCUACUUCAAGAAGGUGUUCGACGUGCACCGCAUCCAGUCCACCGCCGGCGCGCUCGACUUCCGGGGAGCCCGCCACGGCUACUUCUGGGAGGCGCUCUUCACGUUCCUGUACGUGGACAUCCUCGACACCACGGGGGGGCUCUACUCCAUGGCGAGGUUCGCCGGCUUCGUGGACGACGCGACGGGGGACUUCGAGGGGCAGUACUUCGCCUUCAUGUCCGACGCGACGGCCAUCGUGUUCGGGUCGCUGCUGGGGACGUCGCCGGUGACGGCGUUCAUCGAGUCGUCGACGGGGAUCAGGGAGGGCGGGAGGACGGGGCUGACGGCGCUCACCGCGGCGGCCUACUUCGCGGCGGCGCUGUUCGUCACGCCGCUGCUGGCGUCGAUCCCGUCGUGGGCAGUUGGCCCGCCGCUGGUGCUCGUCGGCGUGAUGAUGAUGCGCGCGGUGGCGGAGGUGGACUGGGCCGACAUGAGGCAGGCCGUGCCGGCGUUCCUCACCCUGGCGCUCAUGCCGCUCACCUACUCCAUCGCCUACGGCCUCAUCGGCGGCAUCGCCUCCUACAUGCUGCUCAACUCAUGGGACUGGGCCUGCCACGCCGUCGCGGUGCUCCGCUCCCGGCGCCGGAGAGGGGCGCGCGCCGAGACGAGGAGCGCCGCCGCCGGAGACAAUGGGGAACAGAGGAAGAACUUGGAAAUGGCUUAAUUAGCUUUUUUUUUUGCAUAAUUUCCUUUUUAAAAGAUUUAGAAGGUGAUUAGGAUUUGCUAUAUAUACUGGAAGAUGGUUCAAAAGGCUUAGUAGGAUGUUCAAGUAAAGUUAUUAAUCAAGUUUCAGUCCCUGAGUGCCUGUCCAUUUUCGGAGGUAAUAUAACAAAACAAUCAUCAUUUGAAAAAAAAAAA
Oryza sativa Japonica Group (Japanese rice) is the source of this 2077-nucleotide messenger RNA. Its product is annotated as adenine/guanine permease AZG1. Gene Ontology annotation, cellular component: plasma membrane. NCBI's taxonomy places the organism in Eukaryota, Viridiplantae, Streptophyta, Magnoliopsida, Poales, Poaceae. The record is from RefSeq and is a predicted model, not a curated record. Gene Ontology annotation, biological process: guanine transport; transmembrane transport; adenine transport. Gene Ontology annotation, molecular function: purine nucleobase transmembrane transporter activity.